AUGGACCGGAGUUUUGGCUUUUCCUAUGCCAAAAUAGGUAUUCUCCUACUCUCUGUAUCUUGUGUUGCAAUCUACACUGUCACUUCUACUGAAUUUCUUGCACUAUUCAGACCAAAUUUCGAUAUGACACUAUCCGUCGAACGAAAAGCGUUUGUCUAUGAGAAAAUGAUAGAAGCACUGCGGAAUGGACCAAGUACUUGUGAAGAAGAAGGGUUGUAUUGUAAGAGACCGGAGACCCAACAUGUGGAUUGUGGAAGAGUUUUAGAAGGUGACAAAACCUAUCUCCAAACCUUAACCGGUGACAAUCGAAUUCCUCUCAUUUCUGACCCUAUUCUCAACAUGUCAUGCUCAGCAAUCAACUCAAGAAUCCGUCCACGUCACCUACAUUUUGAACCUCUCAAACUAGGUGGCACCGCGUUCGCUCGAAUAGUUUAUACCGAUUAUGAAUUCAUCGAGAAACAAGUUCAAGUGUCAUAUCAUCCACAGAACUUGUUCUGCUUCGCCAUCGAUAAGAAAGCGCCAAGAGAGUUUCAUGACGAUAUGAAGAGCCUAUCGGAAUGCCUUCCAAAUAUAAUUCUACUACCAGCCACGGAAUCCUAUGACAGCAAUGGUCACAAUAACAAUCUUGCACACUACCGUUGCAUGAAAGCAGUAGUUUCCCGUCGUGAUUGGAGCUAUCUGAUGCUUCUUCAGAAUCAUGACGUCAUCACAAAAUCUGUAUAUGAACUCGAUAGAAUCUUUGAUUUACUCGGAGGAGCGAACGACGUGUCAGUGAGCCCUGAGAUGAAAAGACGGCGGACGAAAAAUCUGAAGUGGGAUCCGAAGUCAUUGAAGAUGUUCAAGAAUGAAUCCGAAGUAGAAACUAGAAUUCUAAAUUCUGAAAUGACGAUGGCAAGCGGGUAUGUUCAAGGAUCUUUGUCUAGGGCAGCUGUUGAGUGGCUAACCCAAAAAGUCGAUUUGACUAAUUAUAUAAACCAAUGGAACCUAUCAAGAUACGGCGGUGACGAGCAAUUCAUCCCAACGUUUCAAAUGAACGCAGAUCUGGGAAUGCCUGGUCAUUUCACCGAUGAAUGUAUCAGGCGUGGAGAGCCGGGAGCUAUUGAGAUUACUAGAAUGACUCACUGGUGGGAUGGAACGCGUGAAAGUUGUGCGUCGAAGACCGUUCGAAAUGAAAUUUGUAUAUUUGGAAUUGAGGAUUUCAGAGCGGUCGCAGCAAUGCCCUCGUUGAUGUUCAAUAAGAUGAUCCCCUCAUUUGACUACUCCAUUGUGGAGUGCACCGCCGAGUUAAUUUACAACCGAACUUUCCUCGGGCAAGUAAAUUAUGAUUUCGCUCAAGACUACUAUGAGAAUCUUGUCCCAAUCCGCUACCAUAAGCACCACAAGGAACCUGGCUACGUACUCAAUUGUACUUCGGACUAUGAGCGGUUCAAGUAUCAGGACUAUAUAAACUAG
This is a messenger RNA of Caenorhabditis remanei, 1452 nucleotides long. RefSeq lists its product as uncharacterized. The coding region runs from base 1 to 1452 and encodes 483 amino acids. Gene Ontology annotation, cellular component: membrane. Gene Ontology annotation, molecular function: glycosyltransferase activity. The transcript is spliced from 9 exons. NCBI's taxonomy places the organism in Eukaryota, Metazoa, Nematoda, Chromadorea, Rhabditida, Rhabditidae. The record is from RefSeq and is a predicted model, not a curated record.